AUGGAUAACUUUACAGACAAGUCGUCUGAGGCCAUCAAGGCCGCGUUCGAGAAGGCAGAGGAGAUGGCCAACUCGCAAGUUGUGCCCCUCCACCUGAUCGCCGUGCUCUGGGAAGAGCCCAAUACAAGUGAUGUCAACGCCCAGCCCACCCUGCUCCACUCUGCCCUCGAAAAGGUCGGCGGCAACAACACGGUGUUUGGUCGCCAGCUCAUGUCACGGUUGAACAAGCUGCCCGUCGUCGACCCCGCACCAUCCCCUCCCCUCCCCCUGUCCAACACGUUCCAUGCCGUCCUGCGGGAAGCCCAGAAGCUGCAAAAGGAGAACAAUGACCAGUUUGUCGCUGUCGACCACCUGUUGCUUGCCCUCAUCCACUCGGACAAGUCCGAGUUCAAGGACAUGCUCAAGCAGACUGGCGCGACCCCCAAGGCGCUCGAGGACGAGAUCAAGCGCAAGCGCGGCACCCGCAAGGCCGACUCGCGCGGCGCCGAGGGUCAGUUUGAGGCGCUCGAAAAGUACUGUGUCGACUACACUGCGCUCGCUGCCGAGGGCAAGCUCGACCCCGUGAUCGGCCGUGACAACGAGAUCCGCCGCUGUAUCCGCAUCCUGUCCCGCCGCACCAAGGGUAACCCCGUCCUCAUCGGCGAGCCUGGUGUCGGAAAGACCGCCAUCGUCGAGGGCCUUGCCCAGCGUAUUGUCGACCGCGACGUCCCGGCAUCACUCAUCUCCCGCCUCCUGUCCCUCGACAUGGGUGCCCUCAUGGCCGGUGCCAAAUACAAGGGCGAGUACGAGGAACGUGUCAAGGCCGUGCUCUCCGAAGUCGAAAAGUCUGGCGACGAGGGCACACAGAUCAUCCUCUUCAUUGACGAGAUCCACCUGAUCAUGGCCGGCAAGGACUCGUCUGGCGGCAUGGACGCUGCCAACCUCCUCAAGCCGAUGCUUGCCCGUGGCAAGCUCAAGGUCAUUGGUGCCACCACCCUCAACGAAUACCGCGAGUACAUCGAGAAGGACUCUGCGUUUGAGCGUCGUUUCGCACAGGUGCUCGUCGAGGAGCCCAACGUUCCUGACACUGUCGCCAUUAUGCGUGGUAUCCGCGAAAAGUACGAGACCCACCACGGUGUCCGCAUCAUGGACUCUGCGCUCGUCCUUGCUGCCCAGCUCGCCAAGCAGUACCUCACUGCCCGCCGCCUGCCCGACUCGGCUAUUGACCUCCUCGACGAGGCAGCUUCCGCCGUCAAGGUCGCCCGCGAGACCCGCCCCGAGGCUAUCGAUGAGCUCGAACGCAAGAAGCUCGGCCUCGAGGUCGAGAUCCACGCCCUCGAGCGCGAGAAGGACGACAUCUCCAAGGAGCGCCUCGAGGCCGCCAAGAAGGCCGUGGCCGACAUUGUCGACUCGCUCGGCCCCCUCAAGCGCGAGUAUGAGAACGAAAAGCACCUCUCGGACGAGAUCCACGAGCUCCGUCGCCGCAUCGACGAGCUCCGCGCCAAGGCCGACGACGCCGAGCGCCGCUACGACCUCGCUACCGCUGCCGACAUUCGCUACCAGGCUAUCCCACAGCGUGAGGCCAAGCUCAAGGAGCUGGUCGCCAAGGAGGAGGAGCGCGGCAGUUCCAACCAGACUGUCAACCCCGAGAUGAUCGCCGAAAUUGUCGCCAAGUGGACCGGAAUCCCCACCUCGCGUCUGGUCGAGACUGAGCGCGGCAAGCUCCUCCGCCUCGAGAAGAUGCUCUCCAAAAAGGUCAUUGGUCAGCCCGAGGCCGUCACCGCCGUCGCCAACGCGAUCCGUCUCAGCCGCUCCGGUCUCGGCAACGCCAACCGCCCCAUUGCCUCGUUCCUCCUCGUCGGCCCCUCGGGUACUGGUAAGACGCUGCUCGCCAAGACCCUCGCCGGCGUCAUGUUCAACAGCGAGGACGCCAUGGUCCGCAUCGACGCGUCCGAGUUCUCUGAGCGCCACGCCAUCUCGCGUCUUAUCGGUGCUGGCCCCGGUUACGUUGGCCACGAGUCUGGUGGCCAGCUGACCGAGGCUGUCCGUCGCCGCCCGUACUCGCUCAUCCUCAUUGACGAGAUUGAAAAGGCGUCGCGCGAGUUCCACCAGCUCUUCCUGCAGGUGCUCGACGACGGCCGUCUCACCGACGGCAAGGGACGCGUCGUCGACUUCCGCAACACCAUCAUCAUGAUGACGUCCAACACGGGUUCCGCCUUCCUCAACGAAAACCCCAAGGAGGGGCCCGUCGACCCCGAGGUCCGCCAAAAGGUCAUGGGUGCGAUCCAGCAGACGUUCCCUCCCGAGUUUAUCAACCGUAUCGACGAGAUCAUCCUGUACCGCUCGCUCUCGCGUAACGACAUGAAAAAGGUCGUCAGCGUGCGCCUGGCCGAGGUCCAGCAGCGUCUCGACGCCAACAACCGCAAGGUCCGGCUCGAGGCCGACGACAGCGCCUCGGAGUGGCUCGCGACUGCCGGCUACUCGCCGUCGUACGGUGCGCGCCCACUUGCGCGCCUCAUCCAGUCCGAGAUCCUCAACCCGCUCUCCAAGCUGCUCCUCCAGGGCCGCGUGCGUGACGGCGAGACGGCCCACGUCACGACCGACCACGUGCGCAACCGCCUCGUCGUCGUGCCCAACCACGACGCCGACGUCACCCACCCAGACGACGACGACUCGGACUCGGACUAUGACAUGGACGUCGAGGUCGAGGAAAUCGAUUAG
Molecule: messenger RNA, 2700 nt
Organism: Apiotrichum porosum
Lineage: Eukaryota; Fungi; Basidiomycota; Tremellomycetes; Trichosporonales; Trichosporonaceae
Exons: 3
Coding region: 1-2700 (899 amino acids)
Biological process (GO): cellular response to heat
Cellular component (GO): cytoplasm; cytosol
Molecular function (GO): ATP binding; ATP hydrolysis activity
Source: RefSeq, a predicted model, not a curated record